AUGGGGAAGUUGGGUGUCAGCCAGAAGCACCAUGUGAAAAAGCAUACGGUGAAGAGGUUGCCCACACCAACUUGCAGCAAAGCCUUGCUGGUCAACAACCUCAUAGAGCACACCAAGAAAGAAGGCACCUCCAAAGCUUUCAGCUUUGGCUGCUACAAGGGGGUGCUGUUGAACAAUGCUGUCAAAGGUGCUGGCUUGCUGGCAUUGGAGGCAUUGAUCAUGUCUUUGCUGACUGUCAGCAAGAGUGGCCUGUUCAAUUACACAGAUCUCAAAGAGGCUGUGAAAGAAUGCAGCAACCAAUUCCCAGUUUUGUCAGACAGGGGCAUGUCCUUGGACAGAUGGGCAGGGUGGGUGGCAAGCAGGAUCCUGGUUGUGAUGGCCCACCUCAGAAGGGUCAAGAACAGCAAGGUGAGGAUGAGGCAAGCCCAGAGCAGCCUGACAGAGAAAGAAAAGGAGCAGUUAGAGCAGCUUGCAAGGCUGGUGCAAGACUUACCCUACAAAGGGACAAGCACCAGCACUCUUGGCACAGAGAGCAUGGCUGAGUCUGAUGUGGGCCUUGACUUUGAAGCACUGGCUUGCAGCCCUGUGCCUGCCAAGAAGGCAGCAAACAAGAAGAAGAUGGCAAAGGCUAAGGCCAAGGCUCUUGCCAUUGAGGAAGCAUGCUCAGAAGGCAGUUCAGGCCAUUCUUCCACGGAACCUGCUGCUGAGGGAGAAGGCUGCUCCAAGAUCUACCUGACCAAAGCCAAAGGCAGGACAUACCUACAAGUUUUGGAGGGUGGCAAAAAGAAACACUUGGUUUGCAUCAAUGAGAAGCAGAGCAAGUCCCACUUCAAGAUCAUGAACAAGAUCAAAUCCACCAUGGAGGAGAUGGGCAAGCUUGACCAGGGGACGGCAGUGUCCCUGAGAGAUGCUUUGCUUGCAUAG
Effrenium voratum is the source of this 924-nucleotide messenger RNA. NCBI's taxonomy places the organism in Eukaryota, Dinophyceae, Suessiales, Symbiodiniaceae. The record is from the annotation of a GenBank genome assembly.